AUGAUCCCCGUGGAGUCGAUGGAGCCUACCAAUGCCUCAUUAAAGGAACUGGUAAAGUCAAAGCCCUCUCUUUUAUCCAGAUGGAGAGAAUUUGCCGCAAACACAACUGUCCAUGGGCUACGAUAUGUCGUUCAAGCGUCUCUACCUGGUUAUAGACGACUGGUGUGGGCAAUUUUACUCUUCGCAGCCUCAGGUGCUUAUUUGUACAAUUCGACAAUAAGCUUCAAAAAAUAUAUUUCAGGACCAAUAAGAACUGAAAUUUCGCAAGAAACACCUCUGGAUGGCUUGAAGUUUCCUGCAGUUACAAUCUGCAAUUUAAAUCAGUUCAUGAAAACAAAGAUAGACACGACCGAUGAGGACGAAAACUUUGAAAAAUUAGGAUUAAACAUCAGCGGAUGCAGUGAAACAAGAACUGUUCGUGGUAAUCUGACAUGUGGCCAAGCUUUGUUGUGCGCUUUCGCUGAUUAUGGUACCCUUCUGGUGGACAACUGUAACAAUUCGACCAGGCAGAGAAUAAUAAGUGUUCUUAGUCACACAAAACGUAUCUAUGACGAAAAAGAAUUCCUUGCUAAGUAUGGGCAUGACCUCUUUGGCAAUAACAGCAUGGGUGGAGAUUUAAAACACUGUGCUUUUAAAAACCUGGAACAAAUAACCUGCUCGGAACAUCACUUCAUUCCAGUUGUUACAAAUGAUGGCAUCUGUUACACGUUCAAUUCUGGUUAUAAUGGGUCUACGAAGAGUAAGCUGUUUCGUUCUUUCUAUGAAGGUUCAGAUUUUGGUUUAGCCAUUGCUCUAAACGUUCAAACAAAUGAGUCCACAUUCAGUGCCUCCUCUAGUGGCUUAGCAGUUAAUGUUCAUGACCAAGACACCUAUGUAAAUUAUCAUACUGCGUUUAAAGUCCAGCCCGGCGCACAUGCGUCUGUUGCAAUCAAGAUGACCCGGGUAAGUAUAUAAAUGCGUCAUUUUGCUUACGAUGCCAUCAAUUAAACUGUAUCCGCCUAAAGGGAAAUAAAGCCGGCGUACUGCCGCAAGGUUUUCUCUCGUAUCAUCGAUAUGAAACGUUCCAAUUUUGGGUACUAUGCAAGGCAUCCAAAGACCCAACGCCUGUAACAAAGAAGGCUAGUAAAACUGAUCGAAAUGUCGGCCUAUUUGAAAUGCUCUUUGCGGAUGAACCAUCUUGCAUUUUUAUCGGACAUAUUCAAACGAAUCUCAACGUAUUGCCAUUCUUGUGCAUUUACUCGGAGCAUCAUAUAAAGGUUAGCCCUCAUGUAGACGUCUUAGGAGACAGUCUAGUAGUUGGUUAACCUAGGAGCUCCUUACUCUUUCAACUCACUUCAGCUUCCUCCCUCUCUUUCUCUGCCUUGAUGUAUACCAUUUUAUCGUUUAUUUAGUACAAAAGACUCCAGGCGCCCUUCAGAACAAAUUGUAGCAAAGUGGACAGCUUAGCGGGGAUCAAGUCAUACACGAAAGAUGGCUGCAUCUAUCAGUGUCAGUCAAAUUACAGUAUGGAUAAAUGCGGAUGCCGAAGAAACCAUGCUUUACCAGGUGGUAUAAAAGAUAAAUUUUGUGCUUUUACGAAUGAGCUUCAAUUCAGAAUUGUCUUGGGUACCAAUGUGUUAUCGACUUAGCUCGUUCGGUCAAGAUAUGAUCCAAGUUUUUUUUCUUUUAUAAAAUUGCCUGGACAGUAAAGAAUGUACCAUAUGACAUAAGAUACUGCACCACAGAAUUGCCUGUUCAAGCCACGAAUCUUUCUUUGUUUUGACCAGCUAAAUACUUUUUUGGACUGUGAUAUCGCCAGAAUUUGUGUCAGACAUUUUCUACAAGAUAAAUUUAAAUUGCAUAGAAGUUAUAAGGUACAUAAGCAAGCUACAAGCUCUCUUCACAUUUUGUAAGAUUAAAGCUGGUACUCUCAGGCUUAUCUUUCUCGUUCGGUAAGCUAUUAAGAACAGCAUUUGCUUUUUUCGGUGCCCGGGAAAAGCUCAUAUCGUGUUAUAUUGAAACUUAUUCCGAAGACGUUUUUGCCUCCACUAUAGCAUGAAACAUUCCAAAGUUGUGCCCCGUUUUUAUGAUCUCCUUGUUCGACAUUUUUGCUUAGAUCUGCGGGGUUUACCUGUGUGUUCCUUUCAAGACCGUCCGUGUCUUCUAAAAGCAAGAAGUAAGAAAUGUGUUUUUUUAAUAAGUCGUUCUCACUCUCUCGGUGAGCAGCUAACCUAAUCUCUUGGUUCAUCGUCUCAGCCGCUAUUUUAUUUAAUUUCAAGCCAAAAUGGCAGCCCUGACAUCGUGUGAAAGCGUUCUAUAAAAAAUAAUUAUUAUGAUUGUGAUUUUCUUUACGAAUUCUAUCAGAAAAUGUUCUAGAGUUUUAAACGAAUACAGACUUCACUUGAACUGUUCAUUAAUGUAAGAUUCAUUAAUUAAUGGACUGUGCGAUUGAUUAAAUCGUAAGCUCGAAGGCGUCACCUGCUGAGUGACGAUUGUUUAUUGGCGACGGCUAUGUUAAACACUGUAGAAUGUUCAGUACAAUGUUCAAUAUUUGUUUUUUAUGAAUGAUUUUCAGGGGAGUUUAACUUGACGGAAUGUGGCUGCAACAAUGCAUGUGAGCAGACAGUUUAUGAAUCACGAGUCUCAUAUGCUAAAUUUCCGGACAAUACACUAUUAAGGAUAUUUCGACAAACUUAUAACUUCAGCGAGAAAUACCUCAGGUAAGUGAGCUUACAUACAAGUGAUCAUUGGCCUUUGAACGGAGCUAGGAGGAGGAAGAAAGAGAAAUCGUAAAGGAGCUAGUAUUCUUUAUUUAGAAUAGCAUGUGAAAUAGAAUCUCUGAGCACGUUUUCAGAUUUCCGAUUGACUCUGUUGAAAAAAGGACCAGAAAUAUUUCUGUUUCUAUCAAAUUAAUACUUUUCUUGUGUUUUCCUUUUCAACUUGUAAGUGAGAACUAUGUCUAUCUUCAAAUGGGAUUUCAAUUUUUGUCUUACGAGAAACGCGAAGAUGUCCCUGGCUACACAGCUGAGAGCCUUUUCGGUAAGUCAACUACAAUGAAGUUUGGCCUUGUUUAGAAUAAAAAAUGCUUUGGCUACACACAGGUGCUCACAGAAAAAACAAAAAAAAACAAAAACAAAAACAAAAACCUACCAUUUUUAACGGAAUUUUCCGGAUUUUCUCAGGGAUUGGAUCUAUGUCAGCCCAACAGUUCCGGCUGUACCAAAACAAAUUCGUUGCUGUAUUUUCACACGAAAGACGAAGUCACCGUCUCCCCCCUCCCCCGUCUCUUCCACCACUGUGGAUGAUCUAAUUUAAACCCUAAGCUUCGCACUGUGAAUUUGUUUCUAAGAAAAAUUAAAACAAACAUAACAAAGACAGAAAGGGAAAAAUUCUAACCCACUAUUGAAAAAAGACUUGUAUGUAUCAAUAUAUCGAGAUGUAUCAAUAUUUUUUCUCGUCUGACAUUGCAAAAGCUUAGAGUUUCAGUAAAUCCUCUUGAGAUUUUGACGGUUUGUUGGUGUUUCUGAGGUGCUGAUAAACAUACUCUUCCCAGUUCCUAUGAAAGAGAAACCCAAGGAAAAGUGCCUUCGGCAAGAAAGUUACGUAAAACUGUAUUACGCCUUUACUACUUUUGUUAUGGAAUUGAAUAAAAGGAAACAAGAAAUAAAUCAUGACUUUCUUUAUUUAACAAUAAAAGUCAUUUUCGUUUAGGUGAGCUUGGAGGCAACAUGGGUUUGUUCCUCGGGUGCAGUAUUCUGACCACCUGUGAGUUCCUCGACUUUCUAUGGGAACUCGUACUAUCCAAGAUAAGGAAACGUCCUGUGGCAGUAAACACGGAGCCUGCAUAACCAGAUGAUAGAUCUUACCGAGCAUGCAGCUGUGGUGUCGUCUUAUAUAAAUCUUCAUACCUUAAUGUAAUUCCUACUUUUAUGAUAAUUUGGCUCAUGUUGUGAACAGCCAUUUUUGGGAGUGGGGUCAUUUAUUUGCUUUUUGAUAUUGAUUUAUCAUGUAAUGUUACUGAGCAGUUACUAUGUUAUAUAUACAAAUCUUCAUAACUGACGAUCAGUGUAAUGUCUUCCUUAAAGAUAGUUUGGCUCAUGGGUGAGCAGCUAGUGUGAAGAGAGAUCACUGAAGAGUGUGUUUUAUUUAGUUGCAUUUUUGUACAGUAUAGUAUCCAGGUAUAGUUGACUUACCUAAGAGCUGAUUUCUAGUAUAUAACUAGGAAAAUCCUCCCGCUGUUUGUGAGCUGGAAUCGAAACCUACCGAAGUCAAGUGUUUCAAUGGUGGAGAAAAAAAGAGAUUACAAACAAAACGAAGUAAGAAUAAAUUUGGAUGAAAACGGAUCAAGCUGAGAUGGCUAUUGAAUCGUUUACACAGCUUUUUAUUUUUUAAGGUAAUGUCUGACACAUUCAUACUUCCGUAUAUGACUGUAAUGCCUCAUUUCACUUGCUUUGCGGCUUUUGUAGUAUAUAAAUAAACCGGAAUUUUAAAGGAGCACACCAUUUUAAUAUAAAAUUAUUCCUAGAGUAUGAGAUCAGACAACCGUUGCACUGUUACUGAGCAGUUACGAUGUCGUUUUAUACAAAUUUUCAAAACUGACGAUCAGUGUAAUGCCUUCCUUAGAGAUAGUCUGGCGUAUGGGUGAACAGUAAGUGUGAAGAGAGAUCACGGGAGUAUGUCACAUUUAGAUGCUUUUUGUACAGUAUAGUAAUCAUCAUGUAUAGUUGACUUACCUAAGGGCUACCGAGUGAUUACCAAAAUCGGGUGACCGCGCAGCGGGAGUUCGAUUUGUUCAUGCCUCAUGUAUUAAAUAUAUCAAGUUCAGUACCUUCAAAGUCAUAAACCGGGCUUUUUGGGGCUACAAAAUAAUAAAAUAAUCAAAGAUUUAUGCCAGGCAAAUUGAUCGAGAGUCCAUCAAGUAUAGUUUCCCAGAGUCGUACGGAAAGUUUAAAAUGUGCUUCACUUGUGCAACAUAUACGGAUUUAUCUUUCUUACUUACUGAUAAAAUUCCGAGGGUGUGACUCAAGUAACGCAAAAGAAAAUAUAAUCAUUUAUGAAAUUCCGAGAUUGUUACUCAAUGAAUUCAAAAGAAAAUAUCCAGGAAGGCUAUAGAAACAGACUCUCAAAAACUGCUCCUGAAUUCGAAAACUGUAGACAACAAUUCUUUACGCUAGCAAUGUGCUUACCAGCGUGCUUGUGAGCUCAAAUUGCCAGGACUCUGUUUAAUUACACGAUCAAAGCUCGAUCACUGCAAAAAGUGAUGACUAUCAAUUUCAUAGAUUGAUUUUUCAGUUUUAAGCAUUAGGAAAAAAGUUAUCUCAUUGCAAGCAUGUUCAUUACAACCCGAGCAUUAAGAGAAAGUGGCUUCGAAUGGAUCGAGUAGAAAGAAUGAAAACAUAGAGCUGAAAAGUACCAUGACCAAAGAAUGAAAUUCACUACCCCCGCAGUAGGACUAACACCACUCACCCGUGAGUUUGUUUGCACCACGCAUUUGCGGACUUAAUAUAAACAUGAACAUCGCUGACUCAACCUCAUUUUAUUUGGGAAUGAGAUGGGAAUGAUAGAAACUUGCUCACACCGUUCGCUUUCAUUUGAAAACUUUCUAGGCAAAAUAUAAAUCGUAAGAUUACUUCUUUUCCCUUAACACCACGUCUGCAUUAAACAUUCCAAACGAUAGGACAAGAAAUACCCUGAAGAAUACGAAAACUUUGAGAUGUUAUUCGAGCGAUGAACCGGCGCGAGGGUUUUAAAGCAAUGGAUGCCAAAUUCAUUGUUUUACCGAAUCGUGAUAUUAUUUAUAAACUGAAGCUUGUAUCUAACGACGAUUGGUAAAAAAAGGUUUGAAUUUUUCUGGGCCUUAGCGUAAGAGAAAACCCAGAUAAGACACGACUUAACUUCCCUUCUUUCUCAGAUACUUUGUAGUUUGCUUCCCUUUGUUGAUGAUCUCUUUUCAGUCUGUUUCCUGGAGCUCUUUGUAUUUCCUUCUCUCGUUGCUCUUCGCUAGAUAUUAGCCUUUUCACUUAUGCCUUUUCUUGUUCUCUAUUCGCGUUCCUCUCGCCGUAUUCUGCCUACUUUAGCGUCCUUUUUAACUUUCUUGCGUAAAUAAAAAAUUACACACUGAAGUGGUGGCGAGAUUGAUUCGUGAAAAACACUGUUAGCUUAUUAUGGACAUGGCAUUUCAAACAUGGUGCAUAUGCCACAAAUGUUCCAUUUCUGUGACUAAUUCAACCUAUUUGAUAUAGCCGACAACAACAUCAACUCAACUUUUUAACUAAAGAGAAAAGUUGAUUCAUGUUUGAAAUUAAUUUCUGUGAUGUACAAGUGAAAUCCAGGUAUUAUCUAAAGUUUUCUGCCAAUGUCUUCAUGGUCGAUUCCUAAGUCUCUCUUCGUUAUCAAGUUUUCAUUAUCACAUUCUAGUUCUGGUUUGUCUUCCUUUAAAUCAAACUUUCGCAGCAUAAGAAACAUGUUACACAAAUUUCGUAUUUCAGUAACUUGAGUUGCUAAGAUCAUGGACAGCUGGCUUAAUGACCCCUACAUCAUAUAUGCAGUUACAGCAGAGGUUACAAAUUAAUUAAAAUAAAAAAUCUCAAGAAAGACGACGUGUAUUUCCAGCCAGACGACAACCAUGAAACAAGAAUAGCCAAACGGAAAAAAUUUAAAAAAUACAGAUUCAAACACGAUUUGAAAAUGACUUUUAUUUUUAUAUUUCUAUAUUUCUUAUACCUGGCAACUUCAAGAGAAGAUAUAACAGAAGCCCAUACGAUUCUGGCGUAUUGUUUUACUGACUUACUGUUCUCACGCGAAUACUCUUCAAUCAACCGAUGUCUUAACACGAAGUAGCUUACCGUCGCUUCUUUCAAUUUGGCUCAUUUUCCCAAACCGAAAUUAUCAGUCACGCUCAACAGAAUAUGCUGAUGGUGACAUCAUACACAGCAUCUGAACAAGAAAAUAUUCCCUAUCUUCGAAAAUUUACUCAGGCCAUGAAAUCAAGGUUGUUUUCAAAAUGUGUCAGAAUUCCCCUUUCAUAUCUACUCUACGCAUUGUUACAACUUGCACACAAAAAACAGCAAAAAAAAUCCUAACAUUGACCAAAUUAUGAAGAUAAACGAAAAAUAGGUGAAAUUAACCUCAGAUAAAUCCUGUAAAAUCUAAAACGCACGAUGCGAGAAAAUAAAUUUUGGAAUCACCUGCUGACGUCUCCGCGUGGGCUUUUGUAAAAAAAAACAAACAAAAAAUAAAAGCGGGGAAUUUUCUUUAAAAAAACACCUUUCAUUACAAAUAAGCGUGCGCCUGCGAAUAAUCGGUUAACUUCAAUAACUGUGACUUAUUUUUUCCUAACAGUUCUUUCUGGCUUUUUUAAAACUUACCACUGCAACUUUUAAAAAAGUUAACAUGUAUCAAAGAAACAUCUCAUAAAAACAGGUAUACCUGUAUUACCUCAAUGGCGCGACAAGAGAAUCGUUUUACCAGAAUCGUUCAAGAGAAUUGUUAUUCAAACCCUCUUCAGAAGUCACGAGAGAGACAUCGUGAAUAUUAAUUAUUCACCUAUGAAAAAUUCAAGUUGCCUUGAAAUCAAAGUUGAUUUGAAAAUGUGCGAAAAACUGUCUUUUUAAAUCAAGGUUGACUUGAAAGCAAGGUCAAAUUUCGUGAGUUGCCUUGAAAUCAAGGUUGUUUUCAAAAUGUGCCAGAGUUCCCCUUUCAUAUCUCCUCUACGCAUUGUUACAACUUGCAUACAAAAAAAGAGCAAAAACAAAGCCGAACAUCGACCAAAUUCAAUUUUAAAUCCAAUAAAAGACAUUUACAAAAAACAAAGUCUCUUCGAGAGGUGACUUUAUAUUUCGAAGGUGAAACAAAUGCAUCUUUAGCAGUUAAACCGUGUAAUCUGAUGAAGAGCUAAGAACAAAUGAUUUAAGUAUUCGAUUUAUCCCAUUCGCUUUUGAGCUUAUUAUCAAUUAUGUCAUGCUGGCAAAACUUUUUAUGUCAUGAAUAGGAUCAGCACCACGUUCCGAAAAAUAAAAAAAUCUCAAAUUAAAUGAGUCAAAAUAACUACUUUUUGGGGUUUUCAGACAUCGCCAGACUUGAAAGAAAUCAGUGCCAUGAUAAUGCAAAAGAAUUUAUGUCAUUUAUUGCCUUGUUUGGGAAAAAAAUGUAUCCGAAAACAUGGUCAGAUUAAUACAAAACUGAUAAUUAAUCAAUUAUUUACAAGAGGAAACUCUUGCCUCUAAAGUCGUCCGGGUGCGAAAAUACUCUCCUUAAUAAAUUAGGGCGAUUGUUUGUUUGCCUCAUUAAAGAUUCAAACAGCCUUUGAACCACAACCAUUGAACCAACAGUUUCUUGCAAGGUAAAUAUCGAUUUUGCAUUAAUUGAAAAUGAAAGCCUCACGUUCUCGUCAAAAUUUUUCCGUGAAAUGUUUGGACGUAAGGCAAGUAUUCAUGUAAAAAUAUUCAUUUGUAAUGCGAUCAUCUAAGUUUACCUUGAGUUCGUAGAGGAGAUAAUUAUCAAUUAAUCCUUACCAGACGUGUUCUCCAGUGGCUCAAAAAGGGAAUUGUAACAGUUCACAGACUUAUCGUAGUUCCUAGUCAUCAAGGGUGAAAGGAGAUAAAGUUAUUUUUCUCAACGAAUUGAAAAAAUCUUCAUUACAUCAUCAUUUGAUCUUCGCCAGAGUUCACAAACAACUGCCUUUAGGAUGGAUCUCUUAGUAUUACGUGACCAACAUUUCUAGGUAAUUUUGGUUUUAUCGACUGAGUUGAUAAUGAAAAUUGAACAUCGUAAAGAGUUUCAAAGCUGACGUUUUGAGCGUUAGCCCUUCGUUAGAGAGAAUAGAAGAAUUGUGAAUUGUGUGCGUGUUUAUAGUGAGCUUAGGGUUAGAAAAGAAAACAAGAAUAAAGGACAACUAAAUAAUAGUUGAAUGAAAAGCGUUCGUUGAUACCGUAGGGAUUAAUAGUGCCGAUUUUAAAGAUAAAUUUUUGUUCAAGAAGUAAGCAGCUUUCCGAACUGCUUUAAUGUAAGUGUUACGCAGUUCGCAAAACCACAUAAGCGAAAACUCAACCAUAUAUCUACAGGUAUUCCAAAGAUAAUUCAGAAAUAUUCCAGUAAUCAAGCCGAGUAAACAUGCAAUUAGGCAAUAAGGCAGGUUUUCUACGAACAGAAAUUACACCUUUAGCUGGCGAAAUUACAGUACACGCCAAAUACGAUAGAACUUACAGACUGUUUCGAGCUUAGAUUGACCAUACCUCAACAAUUUUGGUUGGCAAAAUAUGCCAGUACGAACACGGCGACUAGUUCUUUUUCGACAAAACACAUGCCCGAUGUGCCGGAUGUUGACGACAAAAUGCAGGCACGCAAUGGGAGCUACAGUGAGGAAAGGCCGCAGAUUGCUAAGUACUGCUUAGGAUGUCUACGUCGCGAAGGUGUUCUCAGUCGCCCAGUCAACCUCCCGUUCGUAGAGUUCAGGUUUAGGGCCAAGUUGUAUCAACCGAAAAAUUGGUGUUCGAUAAAACCUACGAAAAUAUUGGUCUCCGAAUUCGGAAAGAAAUUGAGUGCAAGCAAGAGUUCGGCUGGCCGAAGUAGUGUUUCAUAACUAGGUUCCUUAACAGUACGUUGAUAAAAAAAAUAUUUGAGGGCCAGGAGACCUUCACCAUUGAGAAUGACAUUGGGAAUGACAGUAUCUUUUUCGGUGGCCGGCAAGUCAUUAGUAGCGAUUGUGAUGAGAAGUUAUUUCCGAAAAGAGCUGUAUAAUGCAAAUAAAUUUUCUUGGAGAAUAGCAUUGGGUAGUUAGCUUACGCACAGCAGUAUGCUCCAUACAAUAUAGUACAUCCAUUAGGAAAGCGAAUCGAGAAAUUGUCGCAACACUAGAUAAAAGAUAUCUGAAUAAUAACAAGAAAUGUUUUUAUUCAUACUCUCAGCCUUCAACGCUCAACUAACCAGAUUUCCUCACCAUAAUGAUCCCCGUGGAGCCGAUGGAGCCUACCACUGCCCCAUUAAAGGAACCGGUAAAGUCAAAGCCCUCUCUUUUAUCCAAAUGGAAAGAGUUUGCCGCAAACACAACUGUCCAUGGGCUACGACAUGUCGUCCAAGCGUCUUUACCUGCUUGUAGACGACUGGUAUGGGCAAUCCUACUCUUCACAGCUUUAGGUGCUUAUUUGUACAAUUCGACAAUAAGCUUCAAAAAAUAUAUUUCAGGACCAAUAAGAACUGAAAUUUCGCAAGAAACACCUCGGGAUGGCUUGAAGUUUCCUGCAGUUACAAUCUGCAAUUUAAAUCAGUUCAUGAAAACAAAGAUAGACACGACCGAUGAGGACGAAAACUUUGAAAAAUUGGGAUUAAACAUCAGCGGAUGCAGUGAAACAAGAACUGUUCGUGGUAAUCUGACAUGUGGCCAAGCUUUGUUGUGCGCUUUCUCUGAUUAUGGUUCCCUUCUGGUGGACAACUGUAACGAUUCGACCAGGCAGAGAAUAAUGAGUGUUCUUAAUCGCAAAAAACGUAUCUAUGACGAAAAAGAAUUCCUUACUAAGUAUGGGCAUGACCUCUUUGGCAAUAACAGCAUGAGUGGAGAUUCAAAACAUUGUACUUUUACAGACCUGGAACAAAUAACCUGCUCGGAACAUCACUUCAUUCCAGUUGUUACAAAUAGUGGCAUCUGUUACACGUUCAAUUCUGGUUAUAAUGGGUCUACGAAGAGUAAGCUGUUUCGUUCUUUCUAUGAAGGUUCAGAUUUUGGUUUAGCCAUUUCUCUAAACGUUCAAACAAAUGAGUCCACAUUCAGUGCCUCCUCUAGUGGCUUAGCAGUUAAUGUUCAUGACCAAGACACCUAUGUAAAUUAUCAUACUGCGUUUAAAGUCCAGCCCGGCGUACAUGCGUCUGUUGCAAUCAAGAUGACCCAGGUAAGUAUAUAAAUGCGUCAUUUUGCUCACGAUGCCAUCAAUUAAACUGUAUCCACCCAAAAGGAAAUAAAACCGGCGUACUGCCGCAAGGUUCUCUCUCUUAUCAUCGAUAUGAAACGAUUCAAUUUUGGGUGCUAUGCAAGCCAUCCAAAGACCCAACGGCUGUAACAAAGAAGGCUAGUAAAAUUGAUCGAAAUGUCGGCCUAUUUGAAAUGCUCCUUGCGGAUGAACCAUCUUACAUUUUUAUCGAACAUAUUCAAACGAGUCACAACGUAUUGCCAUUCUUGUGCACUUACUCGGAGCAUCAUAUGAAGGUUAGCCUUCAUGCAGACGUCUUAGGAGACAGUUUUCUGUGCGACAGGCAAGUAGUUGGUUAACCUAGGAGCUCCUUACUCUUUCAACUCACUCCAGCUUCCUCCCUCUCUUUCUCUGCCUUGAUGUAUACCAUUUUAUCGUCUUUUAGUACAAAAGACUCCAGGCGCCCUUCAGAACAAAUUGCAGCAAAGUGGAUAGCUUGGCAGGGAUCAAGUCAUACACAAAAGAUGGCUGCAUCUAUCAGUGUGAGUCAAAUCACAGUAUGGAUAAAUGCGGAUGCCGAAGAAACCAUGCUUUACCAGGUGGUAUAAAUGAUAAAUGUUGUGCUUUUACGAAUGAGCUUCAAUUCAGAAUUGUCUUAAACUAUAUAUAGGUACCAAUGUGUUAUCGAAAUGUUCGGUCAAGAUAUGAUUCAAGUUAUUUUUCAAAGUUUUUAUAAAAUUGCCUGGACAGUAAAGAAUGUACCAUAUGACAUAAGAUACUGCACCAUAGAAUCGCCUGUUCAAGCUAGGAAUCUUUCUUUGUUUUGAACAACUAAAUACUUUUUCGGACUGUGAUGUGGCCGGAAUAGGUGUCAGACAUUUUCUACAAGAUAAAUUUGAAUUGCAUAAAAGUUAUAAGAUACAUAAGCAAGCUACAAUCUCUCUUCACAUUUUGUAAUAUUAAAGCUGGUACUCUCAGGCUUAUCUUUCUCGUUCGGUAAGCUAUUAAGAACAUAGAAUUUGCUUUAUUCAGUUCCCGGGACAAGCCCAUAUUGUGUUAUAUUGAAACUUAUUCUGAAGACGUUUUUGCCUCCACUAUAGCAUGAAACAUUCCAAAGUUGUGCCCCGUUUUUAUGAUCUCCUUGUUCGACAUUUUUUGCCUAGAUCUGCGGGGUUUACCUGUGUGUUCCUUUCAAGACCGUCCGUGUCUUCUAAAAGCAAGAAGUAAGAAAUAUAUUUUUUUAAUAAGUCGUUCUCACUCCCUCGGUGAGCAGCUAACCUAAUCUAUUGGUUCAUUGUCUCGGCCGCUAUUUUAUUGAAUUUCAAGCCAAAAUGGCAGCCGUGACAUCGUGUGAAAGCGUUCUAUAAAAAAUACUUAUUAUGAUUGUGAUUUUCUUUACGAAUUCUAUCAGAACAUGUUCUGGAGUUUUAAACGAAUGCAGACUUCACUUGAACUGUUCAUUGAUGUAAGAUUCAUUAAUUGAUGGACUAUGUGAUUGAUUAAAUCUUACGCUCGAAGGCGUCACCUGCUGAGUGAUGAUUGUUUAUUGGCGACGGCUAUGUUAAACACUGUAGAAUGUCAGUACAAUUUUCAAUACUUGUUUUUUAUGAAUGAUUUUCAGGGGAGUUUAACUUGACGGAAUGUGGCUGCAACAGUGCAUGUGAGCAGACAGUUUAUGAAUCACGAGUCUCAUAUGCUAAAUUUCCGGACAAUACGCUAUUAAGGAUAUUUCGACAAACUUAUAAUUUCAGCGAGAAAUACCUCAGGUAAGUGAGCUUACAUACAAGUGAUCAUUUGCCUUUGAACGGAGCUAGGAGGAGGAAGAAAGAGAAAUCGUAAAGGAGCUAGUAUUCUUUAUUUAGAAUAGCAUGUGAAAUAGAAUCUCUGAGCACGUUUUCAGAUUUCCGAUUGACUCUGUUGAAAAAAGGACCAGAAAUAUUUCUGUUUCUAUCAAAUUAAUACAUUUCUUGUGUUUUCCUUUUCAACUUGUAAGUGAGAACUAUAUCUAUCUUCAAGUGGGAUUUCAAUUUUUGUCUUACGAGAAACGCAAAGAUGUCCCUAGCUACACAGCUGAGAGCCUUUUCGGUAAGUUAACUAUAGAGAAGAUCGGCCUUGUUUAGAGUAAAAAAUGCUUUGGCUACACAAAGGCGCUCACAGAAAAAAAAAAAAAAAAAAAAAGGCAAAAGCCCACCAUUUUUAACGGAAUUUUCCGGAUUUUCUCAGGGAUUGGAUCUAUGUCAGCCCUACAGUUCCGGCUGUACCAAAAACAAAUUCGUUGCUGUAUUUUCACACGAAAGACGAAAUCACCGUCUCUCCCCACUCCCCCGUCUCUUCCACCACUGUGGAUGAUCUAAUUUAAACCCUUCUUCGCACUGUGAAUUUUUUUCUAAGAAAAAUUAAAACAAACAUAACAAAGACAAAAAGGGGAAAACAUACGAGAAAAUUUCCAACUCACUAUUGAAAAAAGGCUUGUAUGUAUCAAUAUAUCGAGAUAUAUCAAUAUUUCUUCUCGUCUGACAUUGCAAAAGCUUAGAGUUUCAGUAAAUCCUCUUGAGAUUAUGACGGUUUGUAGGUGUUUCUGAAGUGCUGAUAAACAUACCCUUCCCAGUUCCUACGAAGGAGAAACCCAAGGAAAAGUGCAAGAAAGUUACGUAAAACUGUAUUAAGCCUUUACUACCUUUUGUUAUGGAAUUGAAUAAAGGGAAACAAGAAAUAAAUCAUGACUUUCUUGAUUUAAUAAUAAAAGUCAUUUUCGUUUAGGUGAGCUUGGAGGCAACAUGGGUUUGUUCCUUGGGUGCAGUAUUCUGACCAUCUGUGAGUUCCUCGACUUUCUAUGGGAACUCGUACUAUCCAAGAUAAGGAAACGUCCUGUGGCAGUAAACACGGAGCCUGCAUAACCAGCGCAGAUGGAUCUUACCGAGCAUGCAGCUGUGGUGUCGUCUUAUAUAAAUUUACAUACCUUAAUGUAAUUCCUACUUUUAUGAUAAUUUGGCUCAUGUUGUGAACAGCCAUUUUUGGGAGUGGGGUCAUUUAUUUUCUUUUUGAUAUUGAUUUACCAUGCACUGUUAAUGAGCAGUUACGAGGCCUUUUCAUACAAAUCUUCAUAACUGACGAUCAGUGUAAUGCCUUCCUUAAAGAUAGUUUGGCGUAUGAGUGAACAGCUAGUGUGAAGAGAGAUCACGGGAGAGUGUGUUUUAAUUAGUUGUAUUUUUGCACAGUAUAAUACCCAUGUAUAGUUCACUUACCUAAGAGCUGAUUUCUAGUAUUUAACUAGGAAAAUCCUCCCGCUGUUUGUAAGCUGGAAUCGGAACCUACCGAACUGAAGUGAGACGUACAUGUAGUUCUCCAACUGUUUCAAUGGUGAAGAACAAAAAGAGAUUACAAACAAAAGGAAGUAAGAAUAAAUUUGGAUAAAAGCGGAUCAUGCUGAGACGGCAACUGAAUCGCUUAUACAGCUUUUUAUUUUUUAACGUAAUCUCUGACACAUUCAUACUUCCGUAUAUGACGGUAAUGCCUCAUUUCACUUGCUUUGCAGCUUUUGUAGUAAAUAACAAAAUCGAAAUUUUAAAGGAACACAUCAGCUCAAUUAAUAUAAAAUUAUUCAUAGAGUAGGUGAUCAGACAACCGUUGGAAUAAGGUUUAUACAAUGGAUGAAGUAUUUUAUCUUGAUUCUAUCUAUAUUUCUCUGUAUAGUACCGGAAUUUACUACAUGGAUACUGAUGAGACACCAAUUAUUAUCCUAAUAGAAAAUAAUUUAUCGUGACGGCGGGCAGUGAUCGUGCCAUUCAUAGCAACUCUUGUGAAGAUGACGAUGUCGUCAAGGUGGUUCCAGUUUCUGACAUUACCAGCCUUAGAAAUGCAGUUUAAGAUUUUCUCUGAUUUAGGUAUCGUAAUAAUAUCUGCAUAAUCAUCACUAUGAAUUUACAAAACAAUUAUGAUUAGAUGUAUGAUAAACGAAAAAAAUGCACACGUAUGGAUACGUGUGUGGCACACAAGGCGCAGCCGAGUUGUUCUUCUAGUACUCUUGACACAUUUUGACGUUUUUUGUGAUUUAUUACUACACAGACUCACAGCAACACGGUAUUUGUUUGCCUUUUAUGAUGUGUCUCUCUUUAAAUAGAUUUUGAGUAUGAACCUAUCCAAAUGCGUGUAUAAUAUAAAAUUGCACCAAUCAAAAUGAGUGCGUUAUAUAAAAAACGCACCAAUCAAAAUGCGUGCAUAAUAUAAAAUCGCUGCACUCACUUGUGAGAGAUAUUAUCGCGCUUGAAGAUGUAAUAUCCUCAAUUUAACACAGUCAUUUGCUAACUUUGUUAUACUUUCUUAAGUCACUCAAAAUUAUGCACUCUGCUUAGUGGAGCUGCGUUUGAUGAGAAAUCUCCUUUUGACUUGUUUAUUUAGAGAAACCAUUAUCCUAAGUUUACCUUGUACAACUGGAAUAGGAAACAAGUGUCUCGCAUUCCUGCCCCAUGCAUGCGUUGCUGCAGAAGCACGCUGACAAGUUGACUUCUCCUCAAAUUAGAUAAAGUUGAUGGUAUACUUAAGAGACAGUUUGUGUGUCUCACAACUUUAUUACGCAGGCUUAAGCUUACAAUAAAUUUCCUUCGUUUUAUUGUGUUUUUUGUUUGUUUGUUUGUUUGCUUGUUGUUUUAUGAAAUAAUGAGAAUGGAUGUGCAAAGUUGAGAUGAAUUUAAUGAAUAACAAAGAAGCAUUAGUGCAAACCUUGCAGCCCAAAACUGCAACGUCCACCUUUAGUUAAUGUUAUGUUUGCCAAGUAUCGUGAGAUACAGCCAUCUUUCGCGUUGGUAAUUUUGCGAAGCUUCUUCAAAUUUGCCAAUUGACAAGAUAGACGAUAAGAAUCCCUAGAGAGAGAGACAAAGAGAGGUUGAGUGAAGAGAGUGAUAGCCCCUUAGUUCAGGUUUUGAGAAAGGUCAACCCACCACCCGCCUCUCGAAGGGAGUUCUGUUUCCAGAGAAGUCUGCAUGAAGGCUAAACUCGAUAUGGGCUUUGCUGGAGUGACUGCACAGCAAGUCCAAUGAAUAUGCACAGUAAAAAAUCCAAAAUGGCUCUUAGGUAAAGGGGCUUUACAAAGGCCAAUACAGCCGUUGUAUUAUUCAAUAAUUAAUUAGCAGGCGAAUAAAAUCUUACAGCGAGAAUAUUUCUAACAUUCGCCUGGAACACCAUCAUCCUCGGGCUGAGAUGUGCUGCGGGAAUCUUCCUUCCUAUUUAAAAACUUGUUUUGUGAACUCUUUCUAUUCACUUCGCUACAAGGGUAUGUUUCUAUUUCUCUUCUUCGAGUUUUGAUCCUUAUUCGGAGCGAAGGCGAAGGCUAACCCUUGAAACGUCAGCUUUAGAAACUCUUUGCGGUGGCCAAUCUGUAUAUUUGCAUAAUCAACUCAGCUGAUCAAACCAAAUAAAUUAUCCGGCAACACAGUUUGUAUACAAACAAAUCCCUUUUGUGAUUGACUGACGGAAGGAGGGAAUGACGGACUGACAAACUGAGUGACUAACGAACUUGAUAGACUUUUGUAUUUUUUGUCUGGUUUCUUUUUGGUUUCACUUUGUUUUCACAGAAAAUUGUUCGGCUUUAUCUUCAAGUCAAGUUUCGGAAUUAAGUCUUCCUUUACCGCUGUAUUAUGGCUAAAUUCAUACCUUGUUACUUUAUUAGAAUCUUAAUUAUACGCCAGAAAAGAGUUUUUUUAGUUUUUAGGAGUAGUUUUGAUGCACACACCAAUUCUAUUUUGUCACACUCCUAGCAGAUAUAAAAACAGCAUUCUUCCUGAUAGUGGCAACGAUAUGUCCUUUAUCAAACUUUGACCUACAUUCGUAAGACACCAGCGGUAAAAAGUUCCUUCCAUUUACUCCUCUGCAGGACAAACGUAAGGACACUUUCAUUCCGUUCUCAGGGUCCUAAAUUCUUUGAUUCUCUCAGCCUUGAAAUUCAGAACGCUCCUAGUUUUGUCUCUUGUGGGACAAACGUAAGGACACUUUCAAUCCGUUCUCAAGGCCCCAAUUUAUUUAACCCUUUUGCUCUCAAGAUCUCAUUGGUAAUUCUGGUAACCGGUCAAGUCGCCCGAGAGUCAUCUCGCCCGAAGUCAUGUCGCCCAAAACCUGCCCGAAAUUUUAGUAAUGUCGCCCGAAAAAAAAAAGUCAAGUCGCCCGAAGAAAAAAUACUAAAAAGAUCGGAAUUUCAGACUGUAAAUAGGCAAUAACGUUGAGAAAUUUUUUAUCACUAAAGCGCUCUUUGUUUCCGACAACACCAUGAAGAUUCUUAAAGUGUUGUUCGUUCCUAACAACAAAGGGAAACGUUGUUCGUUUCCAACGACAAAAUGAAGCGUUGUUCGUUUGGUAUGUAAUUGUUUCUUACUUACGGACGUUUCGUAAGCUUGAGAAACUUCUUCUUGCUUUUUAACCAUACCAUGAAGACUGACUACACAGAAAUCGAUGGUAUGCUCGGAAUUGAAAUGUGUUUUAGUAACGAUUCUAAAAGCGUUGUUCGUUUCUAACAACAAAGGGAAGCGUCUGUUGAAGUCCUAAAUGUAAUAACUGUCCUAAAUGUAAUAAAGUCCUAAAUGUAAUAACAUUUGGUCCUAAAAUGUAAUAAAGCCCUAAAUGUAAUAACGUUCGGUCCUAAAUGUAAUAAGCCACCUAUGCAAUCGUUUAACUGCGCUAACAUUGAAAUGUUAAAGUGACAGCUGUUGCGCUAAAUAAUCCUCUGACCAAUAUUUAUGGAAUAUUGCGGGCUCACUGAUAUUAAUCAGCGUGUUUUUAUUUGUUAAAGAGGUAGGUUGAGAAGCAAUGGCUACAAAACCUUAUACUGAUACUGAUGUGCUUUUGGCAUCAAAUUGACGGACGCAAAGGCAACGAGAACGUUGACUAAUAGCUCUCUCUAUAUCAUUGGCUCAGACUCUUAAGUGUAACAGAUUUUGACGAAAUACUUCUGUCAUCAGUGCUGAAGUUAACACUUGAUGAACCGAAUUACAAGGAAAAAGAAGUCCACCGACUCAUACGUUAGACAAAUUCUGGGCUCAGAAGGGCAUUCUUUGUACUGUCUUCCCUUGCCCGAUUUGUACGGGUCUGCAUAAAAUAUAUUCAUAUGCGUUAUUGACCAAGCGUGAGGUCAAAAUGGCUAUAUAUUGGCUGAGUUCUUUUUUUUUUUGCGUUUUUAUGGACGGAGACGAGGUCACGGUCCAUAAAAAAGUAGAAAAAGAACGAGGCUAAUAUCCAGUAAUCUUGACCAUACAAGCUUGGUCAAGAGAGUUUAUAUUCUCUUGGCUUAAUCAUUAAAGGAUUCAUUGUAUAGCAAAAGAUUUCGCUUUGAUAAGAAUCAAGAAUGGCCUGUUUAUUUCGAGAGCCAAUAGUGAAAGCCAACUGUGUUUGCAGUACAAUAAACCCAAGAGGGUCGUUUAUUUUUUUCUAUGUAUAUGCAAACAUUGUCCAAAAGUUACGAACUUUGUAAGUUUUCUUGCGUGGGAUCAAUACGGGGUAUCCCGAGCGGGCGAGGGUGGGUCCAUCAUGCCCGCUCAGGUAGCCAAUCAGAACACAGGAUUCACUUCAUCUUGCCCACGUGCGCUGCUAGCUAUUUGAUAAAGUGACUUGCACAGCAAGAUAUCGACUGACCAAUCAUAUGCUAUCCCAUUUCACGAUCACAGGUCUUGACAUGUUACCUUUUUUCCACGCAAGAGUCAAAUUGAACCAUUGAGCUACACCAAUCAACACAUGAUGGUCAGUUGACGGUCUAAUGAACCAUUAAUUUUUUUCCUUUAGCCCCUUAUGACGGGUUCAUCAGUUCCGCGAACCGAAAUAUUAGGAAAACAUAUAUUUUACAGUUGAUCUCAAGUUUAUAUUUCAUUUUUUGUCUUCACCUCUUCUCCCCGCCGUGAGGGGAGAAAAUGAAUAGAUAAAUAGAUGCAUGAAAAAAGAAAGCUCAACAGUUUCCAUUUAUAGUCAUAUGGUACAUGAAAUGAUUACUGAGGUGGAGUAAAGCCAUAGAGGGCUGGAAAUGCAAUACCCCAAGUUCAAAAUUGAAUAAAUCAGGAUAGUCAUUCUUAAAAAUGAACUCAAAUGCUUCAUCAGAAUCAAUCGACACUGAAUAACAUUGAUGUGCAAAAUUUCAAUAACGCUACUGAUUAUAAUAAUUUACUUUUGGAUUAACAUGUGACACAGCGAAAUCAUUCAAACUGCUCUAAAAUGGUGCAUCACUACUAAAGACUUUAACACGAACGAUAACAUCAACAAUAGCAUGCUAGUUCAUCAUCAAUUGUAGUCAAUUUCUUUUCCAAAAAGUCUUAAUGAUUACGUACCAAUCGAUUCCAUCCUAUUGAGCUUCCAGCCAAGCACUAGCCCACUUUGGGCUGGAAAUGAUUUUCUUCAACUCGAUCGAUAAACCGCUUUAAGGACCAUACUUCGACUGCUGAUAUUUCUUAUGUCUAGCAGGUAAAAAGACGCUUUUGAUAUCAGUGAGCCCAUAAUGUGACAUGUAUGCUGGUCAGCGGUUUUUUUGGUGCAACAGCUGUCACUAACAUAUCAAUGUGGAUGUCCGCCAUGACAACAAUGCACUGCAGGAAUCAAACGAUUGCAUUGGAGGCUUAUUACAUUUAGGACUAAAUGUUAUUACAUUUAGGACUUUAUUACAUUUAGGACCAAAUGUUAUUACAUUUAGGACUUUAUUACAUUUAGGACAGUUAUUACAUUUAGGACUUCAACAGCGUCCUCCGAGAUGACUCACGGGCGACUUGACUGUAAACCGUAAUUCUCUUUACCGUCUGCCACACAAUUCUUAUGAUGCUAGUUCGAAGAAUUUGGUACUGAAUCAACUAACACUUCCCUACUUGAUAUUUUCCUUUAUUCUCAUCAUUUGUCCGCUUGAUACUAUAUUGAUACAAUAUUGAUCAAUAUUGAUGUCGUAACGAGAAAUUCUGUCUUGGUCACUUAUUGGAGUUAACUAUUCGUUCUCAUAGCCUUGAAAUCCUGGAUGUUCCCUGUUUUGUUUCUUCUUUCAUUAUAGGAACAUUCUACUUUCCUUUUAGUGUGUAUAAGUAUUUUUCAUUUCUCUUUUUUAUUCAUUCCCUACACUUCUUUUAACCUUUUCAAAGACUAAAUUCGUACAUUAUGUAUACUUACAAAUUUUACAUUAAGUCCUGCCGAUGACAUAAUUGUUAAUUUUGUAUAAGCAAAAUGAUCCUUUACAAAAGCCUUUUUGGCUUCUGUAGGUUAUUUUGCCUAGCUGAUAUUUUACUAAUAAACUGUUUAGAAUAUUUGUGGUAAACUAAUAAAAUAAAACUGAAACUGUUGUUAAUAUAAUUUCCAUGUUUGAAUGUCAAUAGACAAUCUAAUUUCACCGGAUUACUAUGAACUAAAAAAAUUAAAUGAUACAAAGGAGCGUACAGAGGUUAACUAAGCUUCUUUAAAAGGGAUUAUCACUAACGCCAGAAGAAAGAACAAAUUACGCAAAGCCUUUGUGAACCUUUAUUCGCAGAGAGUUCAAUAACAAGAAGUCAAUAGAAUCAUCACGAAUUCGAAUAAGUCAAUUUUUUAAUAACAUAUAACAUUUUGUUUCCUCUUUCUUACGCAUAAAUUUUUUUUCUGUAAUGAAAUGAAUGGGAAGGUUUGUUUCUUUACUGCGAAGAUGUCGAGAAAUGAGGUCGAAAGGCAAGCGUGCGAUCCUUUACAUGGCGGAUGAAUAUUCAUCCGGUGAGUUUUAGCCCAAUUGUUUGCCAAUUUUCUUAAUUACUAAGGGUUCGGGUCCGACUUGUCAAUAGGCGACUACAAUUACCCCACGCGAGGGUUGCAUAAUGCUUAUGUACCAAUUUUCUCUUCUUUUCUUUUCCCUUCCCUUUCCUCCUUUUGUUUUGUUUGUUUUUUUCGUUUUUUUUUUAAUUUUCUUUUCGUUUCUGACGACGGAAUUGCAAAAUACAUGAGCUCUGAUAAUAACCUGAGUUAUUAAGCUUAGGCAACAUUGGGGUUCAGCGAUGAUUUUGUUUUUUUUCUUCCAGAUACUGUUAUAGCUACAUUGUCAUCCGGUAUUUGAAAGCAGACACAGCCUAAUUUGAAUAAUCAUUAGAUUAACUUCAUUUGCUUCUAACCCCACCGUAACUUUUGGCUUAACAAGUAUAUUAAGCCAAAAAAAAACAUAUCUGACAGGAGUUGCAAGCAAACCUUUUCUCACGUAAUGUAAUUUUCACCUUGUAGGAGUCUAUCAUGCUGACUGGUGGCUGAUUAAAACUCUUCCAACUACACGCUGUGUACUAAUAAACAAUCUAAAUUUGUUUGGAACACAAGUGAAAUGACUAGGACUUGUAGACCUCAUUUAAAUUAAAAUUAAUCAGUUUUAGCGUUCCUGCCAUCAAUUGCUUCGUGCGUAAUUUACCGUGAAGAGCUUUAAGAAGAUCAAUUUCUUAAAAGAACGCCGGUAAAGAGGGUUUCCUUCUAAUAUUUGACAGUUCCAAACCAUCGCUUUCCAGAAACAAGGUAUGUAAUUUACAUAGUUUUAUUUCACCACUAGGGAAUCUAAUCCUCACUCUUUUGAAUUGCCAAAUGUCGAGGAAAUGUCUCGAAACUAAUUAGCCAAGAUGCCAUCUUCCUUGGUAUCUUUGACACAUGAACAUAAUAGCACCUGCAUGCCCAAUUCAUGUCUUUUUCCUAUUGUUUCCAUAUUUUGUGCAUUCCGGUCACGUUUUCGUCCAAAGUCAUUCCUCUUUGACGAGGAAAUCCUAAAUUAUUUAGGUUUAAGCUCUUGUCGCACACGUUUUAAUUUUUAUAUCUAUUAAAAACGAAUAGGCAAAUUUUACUCAAUACCUUCAGAAGGAAAAAUUGAAUUAACACUGAGCCAGUUGUUGGCUAGAAGAUAUCUAUUGUGCAGUCAAAUUAGGACGUUCUUAGGAAGAGGGUUUUUUCAUAACUGUUCCGGUAAAACUAUUUUCUACCCAAACGGCUUUUGUGGUAAUUUUCUCUCAACAAGACUUCUUGAAUUGUUAUGAUUUAAUUCUCGUUUUCAGGGGCGACUUAAUGCCUUCGCGUGCACUGCCAGUCACUAUGACAACCCGUGUAAAAUCGUUUGGCAACUGUUCUACCGGUACCUGUGAGGAAAGUCACCAGAAAUCCCCCAAUGCUUCUAAAUGGAGAAUAUUUGCCUCGAAUACUACUCUUCAUGGACUGCGACAAGUCGUCAGAAACGAGUCGUCUUUUUUCAAAAGGUUUAUUUGGUUUUUGUUUCUGUGCACUGCCGCUGGGACAUAUUGUUACCUCUCGACCAUUAGUGUCACGAAAUAUUUCUCCCGACCUAUCAAAACUGUAAUUUCGCAAGAAGCUUCAAGUAACGGCUUGAAGUUCCCAGCUGUGACAAUAUGCAAUUUGAAUUUUUUUAUGAAAUCCAAGAUAGACACAGCCGAAGAGGAUGAGAACUUUGUAAAACUGGGCUUAAACAUCACUGGUUGCAGUGAUCGUGAAUUUCGAAGAGUGCGUGGGAAUCUCACUUGCGGUCAGGCGUUGCUGUGUGCCUUUGACUGGUUUGGGUAUGCCAUAGUGAGAGGUUGUAACAAAACUGUACGCCAGAAUAUCGUCGAAGCUUUAAACCGCUCCUCAGAACGCAUAUUUAGCCAAGAGGAGUUCCUCACCAGAUAUGGCCAUAACAUAACUGACAUGUUUUUACUUUAUUGUCGUUUUAUGAAGACAACCGAAUGUUCAGUCGAGGACUUUGUUCCAAAGCUAACCGAAAGUGGCAUUUGUUAUACGUUCAAUUCUGGAGAGAAAAGCCCAGUUCUUAGAACAUUAUUUGAAGGUCCUGAUCUUGGUUUAAAUAUCCUCCUCGAUGUUCAAACAAAUGAGAGUACCAUGGCUGAUUUUUCACACGGAUUUAAAGUGAUUGUGCAUGAUCAAGAUACGUUUGUAAACCGUCACAUUGGAUUCAACAUUCCUCCAGGAUUCCAUGCUGCGGUGGCUGUCAAACUGAGAAAGGUAAAAUCUGAUCAUAAUCAUAUCGAUCCAUUCAUCGCUGGAAUUUGGACAAGGUUUCACGUUUUCUUUUAUUUAUAUAUGUUAAGAAUGUUUGGGUUUUUGCUGAGUUCGUUUUUUUGGUCCUUCUUUCUUCCACAAUGGUUCACACCUGAGUUGGCGAAAAAUUUAUUACUAAGGCCAUUUUAUUUACUGGUGAUCUGGAGAGAAAGCAGUCCACUACUGAAGUAGGAAAGAUCGAUAAAUUAAUAAAUAAAUAAAGCUGGGUACAGAAAUUAAGUAAUCUUCUUGAGGAUCAAUUAUAAUACAUUAUUAUAUAUCAUGGCAUUUACUCCGUCAAAGAACAACAAAGACAGAAGAGGUAACAUACUCUUUGAUGCAUUCAGAACUUUUUAACUACUUUUGUGCCGGACACCAACAAGCCUUUUCCAGCCAUCAAUGCUUUUUUGCUAACCAAAUAAGUUACUAAUGGUAAACAUGCCUUCCACUUAAAUUGUUGCUCUCCCUUGAUUAUCAUAUUUUCAGCAUAUCAGAUUACCAAAACCAUAUAAGACAAAAUGUCGGCAGGAAAAAUUGCCUGGGAUUGGUACCUACACAAAGGACGGCUGCAUCUCGCAAUGCUUGGCAAACAUGACGUUAACUAGAUGUGGGUGUCGCACCAUUGCCAUGUUACAAGGUUUGUGCGGCAUAUCUUUGAAAGUUGAUAUUUUUCAUCGCCAUUUUACAUUUUUUUUCCCAAUGAUAUCAAAACAAAGGUAAAAAAAGCGAAACCAAACAAACAAACAAAAAAACAAAAAAAAUAAAAAAUUACAUUUCGCUUGGCCUGCGUGUCGCGAUUGAACUGACAUUAUGUUUAAUUUUAUACUUUUAUCUUGUUCGUACGCAUUGCGUGCCUAUGCGUUGUGACGUCUAGGUCACAUGAUUAAAGAGACCUUGUAGUUGAGAAAGGUAAAGAAAAAGAUGCGUUGUGGAAAACAAUCCCUAUUUUUGUGGAGGAAGCGAUUUUACACGACACUGCAUUCUUAAGUUGUAACAUAAAGGAAGGUUUGAGUAGAAAAGCAACCUGUUGUCAUCAGAGUUGCACACUUUAGUUCCCUAUAAAGGAGCUACGCUAUAUUAUGGAAACAUUUCCAGUGAAUAUUUUUGUCCACUUUCAGGCCAGACCGAUGCACCUCUAUGUUCCAUGCGGGAAAUGAAUUGUCUUGUCAAAACCGAACGUGAGAUAGGUAGGUAAGAUUUUCAAAAUUGUUAUAAAAAAGACAAAAGGCAAAGUCUGCACUCAAGCCAAGUAGCGCAACUAGUAGGAGCUUGCCCCAGUUUCAAUAGCAUAAAGCGAGUAGGAGUAUUACUACUCCCCCCUGGAUGGGAUACCAGUCCAUCGCAAGGUUCCUCCCCUAGCAUUUCAUCAGGCUUUCCUAAAGGUUACCCGUUACUCAUCUAUACUCCCGGGUGGGGAAGGGCACUGUGAGAGAAAAGGUUUCGUACCCAGGACACAACGAGUUGUCCCGGCCAGGUCUUGAAUCAGGACCUCUCGACCCGGAGUCCAUUGAAUUGAAUUGCUAUAUUUUGAAUUCAAAGUUUCUGAACGAAAUAACAGUUCGUGUAAGUAUAUCAUCACUGAGAUUAGUUUUGAUUUUUAGGAGAAGACAACUUGUCAGCGUGCUCCUGCAGCAACGCAUGCACAGAACUGGAAUACGAGACACGUGUUUCCUAUUCCAAAUUUCCUGAUAACUCGAUAAUUGAUAUCUUGCAUAAUAUCUUUGGAAAAAAAGAGAGCUCCAGUUACAUGAGGUAAACUUAAGUUAAUGUUAACUCUAAAUAAGCAGGUAAGGAAACAGUUUCUCAACCAACUUAUCUCCACAAUGUAAAAUGCAAUGGCAAGUGGCUCGAGAAAGAGUUCUCAAAAUAAGCGAAUGUGUCAAAUACAGGCUAUCACAUGAACAUAGCUGCGCGGUAACACGAAUUUCAUUCUUGAGUGUUCAGUCAUAAGCGAGUGAUAUGAUGUCAUCCACAGGAGAAAAUAUACGCCCAUGCACAUGCAGACAUGUUUUGUUCGUCGUAUAGACACUGAUUAACAAUAAUUUUCACUGUACAGAGAAAACUACGUCUUCCUUCAAGUCGGUUUCCAGCACUUGGCCUAUGAAAAGCGGGAAGAUGUUCCCAGUUACAAAUUAGAGAGUCUCUUAGGUAAGUCAGCUAAACAGUGCUACAUGUAUGUGUAGACUUGAACCAGAUGGGCAAAAAUUUCUUUGAACACAAGAUUGAUUUUUUUCUUAUAGAUAUAUCUUGGCUGACACAAUGUACACUGGCACUUUAAUUUAAACUAAUGGUAAUAUAAAAAACUUAUAAUAACUUAUAAAAUCUCAUUCUCUUUGGCGCAUUGGCUUACUGUGCCACCUUUUGCUCAUAACAGCAAAUUGAUCGGUAAAGUUCUUGUCGAUGACUUGUUACAGGUGAGUUUGGUGGCAACAUGGGCUUGUUCCUUGGGUGCAGCUUAUUGACUCUCUGCGAGUUCCUCGACUUUGUGUGGGCUGCUGUAACGUCCCGGAUGAGAAGACGUUCCGUAGAAAUAUCACCGAGUACUGGCACCAUCUCAUAAACGACGCCAACAUAUGAAUUCUACGUCGUAGAUUCCUUGAAAUACCGUGCAGCAGUAGUAGGAAGAAAAAGAAAACAAUCGUACUUAUUUGUUUAGGAUAGAGCAGCGCUGGUUGACAGAGAGAAACGAAAUCAGGGAGCGAUUGACAUCACUGAAGACGUUGUCAAGGUUGAUAAAGAACACGUCAGGUCUUACGUCAGCUGAACGUUUGAGUAAAAAACUCCUUCACUUCAGUAUCGUCCUAAGCCCCAAAAUCUUCCCCUUUUUUUUCUUCACCGUACUGCUUUUCUUCGUUACAACACUGGAAAAUAGUUCCUGUGGUUUCUGUAUUAUCGGCGACAAGUAUCACCUUGUGAUGGCUGAUUUGAGUUUCCAUAAACUACUGUUGACUUCCGUGCUAUAAAGAGUUUCUGUAGCACUUUUUGAAUAUCGAAUAAACUUUGCCACCAAUCGAUAUCAAACUACGAGUCUUUUUUGUUACUUUUAUUCGUUUUACUUCUAUUUAAUUUCCUUUUAAUAUAAUAUAUCUUUUCGAAAAGACACUGUCGAGUUGUUUUUCUUUCUUGAAUUUGAAACUCAAACAACAAAAGAAAGUAAAAAAGAAAAAAAUGCUGACAAAUCAGAGCUCUAUACCAUUUUUCCUCUAAAGCGAAAACCAACGCCUUUUUAUCAAAAGAAAGAUUUAAAUUUCUAUUACCUUAAAAUAGCAAGUUCAUUGAGCACCCUACCCCGAUUUGGAACGACUCAAUGUUUUUUGUUUGUUGUUGUUUUUUUUCAUAAACGGCUUUGGUUCAAAAGCCAAACUUCCCUUACUGGUUAAUUUGGUUUUUUAACUGAGUUCACUUGAUAACAGUGAUAAUGUUCGUUAGUCAGCUCAAAGAGUUUCGACGCUGACGUUUCGAGCGUUAGCCCCUCAGUCUGACGAAGGGCUAACGCUCGAAACGUUAGCUUCGAAAUUCUUUACGUUGGCCAAGUUACAUUACAAAUUACCUUGUUAUACUCUCCCACCGACACAGCACCACAGUUUCUUAAGAACCUUCCUCCCUUUUUUCCAUGCCGGUGUCGAAUCAAAGGUAAAGAUUACUGUAUUUUGAAAACGUUCUUGUAGAAUCUCGAUUCUAUUGAUUUUGAGAACACCACACUAGGUUUGAGCAGUGCUCUCUGUUUUGCAUUGAGAAUAGAAAAGCUUUUCCAUAUAUGGUAAUUAGUGGCAGGAUCCCGCUUUAGUGAACUGUGGAGUCCAAAGAAGUCAAAUUUUCACACGAAAACAAACUUUUUGCUGUAUGCAGAGGUAGAUUAGAUUUGGGAACCGAUUAACAAGAGUACUUUUAAUUAAAAUUCUGGUUGUAUUUUCUUUGUUUUGGUUUUUCGUUUAAUUAAAUUUGGUUGGUGCGGUAAUUCUAAAAGAACAGGACUUGGCAAGCAAACGACCUAUGAACUAUUUAGGGCGCUGGCAAUUGGUGGUAACUGGGAAUAGAAGGUUAAACCAGCACAAGUAAUUGUGGCAUCUCUGUAAUUAUUUGUUUGUGCAUUUCUCCCUUGAUUAGUUAUACGUUAUGUAAAGUUUCAUCUUCAAACUAGACGACAAACGCAAAAGAUAUGCAAAUGAUACUGGCAAACUAUUGUUUGAUAUAUAGACCGGAUAAAAUUUUAAUGAAAGUGUUAAUUCAUUAACCUGUCGACGCUCUGGGUAGUUUGCCAGAAAUUAAAUGCUUAUAUGAAAUGAUAUCCUGGCAAACUGAGUAGUUUACAAGACGCUCCAAAAACUAGUUGAAGAAAACAACCACCUGAGUAAAGCAUACUCCACGGAAAAAAUCGUCAAUUUAUGCAAGGUGGGUUAAGAUCAAUGUUAGGAAAGAUGUUUAAAGCAUCCGCAUUUGACAGCCUGCUCCGGUCAUCCAUCAUUUCAAUAGCGGUUUAUUGUUAAACGCAUUUGAUCCAGUUUAAUGUCCAUUCACGUCGGUUCUUGAAACAGUUCACGCCAAAGUCUGAGACUGAUUACUGCCAAACACUUGAGAGAAUUAAAUUUGUCCAUGAUAGUUCCUUUCUCCUAAAUUUAUAUUAUCAUUUAAAUUAGUGCUUUAAGAUACCUAAAAUUCUAGUCCUUUCCUCUUAUUUUCUUAACGUUAAGUGGAAAAUAAAAGUUUAUAACAAGCCAAAGUAAAUACGUACGAGACUGAUUUCAAUUUCAAAAAAUCUCGCGCCUAUAGUUACAAAGGUAAUAUUUUGAAUCAACGCUUUCUCAGUUGAGGCGAGGUUUCCCUACCUACGUAUAUCGGCUACAUUACGGUCACAUUUUUAGCAUCAAUUUCACAGACAUUUCAAUAAGAGCAAAAAAAAUACUUUAUUCACUCAGUCGUUUCCUUUUCGAGAGCUCUGGCUGAACCUCCUUCGAACGUAGCAUAGGCAUAGCUAGUUUGAUGAGGAUCAUUCUCUUUAUUCUCUGUAGCUUGGUAGCAUCCAACUGUGAAGGCGGCAAGUCUAAGUUCUGAUGCGUCACGUCCGACGAAAACGUUUUCUCGAGCCAACGCUCGUAACGAAAGUUUGACAUAUUUCUUUGUUUGCUACCCUUAAUUUACAGGACUGAAAAUAAAGCAGCAUUUCUGACUCUUCACUCAGUAGCAUGAAUGCUACCCAAGAGAGCGAAAGCGGCGCGUCCAGUUAUUGGAAAGACGAGGUGGAGGCUCGCCGGACAUCUUUUUAUUCCAGAUGGAAAGCAUUUGCAUCCAGGACAACUCUUCAUGGGAUAAGCUACAUCUUUGAUAGUAGUCUUCCCACACUUAGAAGGGUUAUUUGGCUGAUAUUUCUCUGUGCCUCUUCUUCAGCCUUCCUGUAUCUUGUGACCAUAAGCAUAGGCAAAUUCAUUUCUCUGCCAAUGAAAACAGUGAUUACGCAAGAGGAACCACCUAAUGGCCUUAAAUUCCCCGCUGUGACCAUCUGCAACUUGAACAAGUUUAUGAAAUCCAAGAUAGAUAUGGCUGACGAUGAAAAAAGCUUUAAAAAGCUAGGUUUGAACAUAAGUGGGUGUGAUGAGAUAAGAGAGGUUCGAGGAAAUCUGACUUGUGGGCAAGCACUACUAUGCGCUUACUUUUUGUAUGCUCCCGCACUGGUGAAGGGCUGCGAUGAAACAAUACGCCAAAACGUAAACGACGUGCUCAACGGUUCCUCCAACCGUCUGUUUAGCGAAGAAAAAUUUCUCACCAGUUAUGGUCACGACAUGGCUGGCAUGUACAUGGAUUAUUGCCGUUACACGUCGCAACUCUCGUGCUCCGAUAAAGACUUUGUACCAACCAUUACACCGGACGGUUUGUGCUUUACUUUCAACUCUGGUUACAAUAACACUCCAGUGCUGAAUUCUUUUUUUGAAGGUCCCGAACUAGGAUUGAACAUUCUAUUAAAUGUUCAAACGAAUGAAAGCACCCUCACUGAUUUUUCAAGCGGACUGAAAGUAAUAGUUCACGACCAGGACACCUACGUUAACCGCCGCAGUGGAUUUAACAUCGCUCCUGGCACACAUUCUUCGGUUGCAGUGAGAUUAAGAAAGGUUAGUAUCACUCAGCGCGUUCCCAAAUACCAAAGCAUUCAAGAUUCACAUACUGCUGUACUUUCUUUGAAAUAUCAGACUAGAUGAUUCACGACGUUUUGUUGUUUCAGUUUAUUUUAUCUUUUCUUCCGAGGUUGCUUUUCGUCCCAAAAGUCUUAUAUAACAAUAUCUAACACUCCUUGUGCGGUUGAUGUUUUCUUUAUUUCUUUUUAUAACUUUAUACAACUUACCACCUUGGUUUCUAGCUCUGUUCUGAAGGAGACUGUAUGUCACCAGCUUAUAUGGGUGACACUUACUGAGCUGUCAAUCUUUAAAACCCUCGUCGUUAAUUCGCACUUGACUGGCGAACUACAUGGAACGGAUUCUGAAUACUCAGCACUUUACUUCGAGAAGGUGACUCUACAAAGUAACUUUCUAUCCUAAAUUUCUUUCAUUUCCAGCUUACUUCUGGUAAAACAAGAACAAGCCUUGACAUGGCCACAUGAAAAUUGUAGUAAACUUAUUGAUACAAUUAGAAUUAUACUUUAAAAUUAUCCAAAGAGAAAAAAACCUUUGAAGACUGUUACAGAACAACAGAAUAAACAGAGAAUUUGGAGAAGAAAGGGCGUACCCAAGGUACCACCCCUUAAAGAGUUACGUGCUUUUCACAUAGGUUUCCUGAUUAUAAUUUCAGUGCGGAGGAUGAAAAGCAUAACUUGUUCACACCUUUAAACAACUUAAAAGAAAGAUGUGUUGAACGUGCUCUAAAUAAAAAUUUAAGAAUUAUUUUCCGAAUCGAAUUGACCUAAAAAAUGAGCUUGAAGGGAAUCGCAAGUAUAAAAAAAGGGAAUUUCUAGGAAAUUCCUGUACGGGAUUAACUUUUACCAGAUCGAUAUACUUUGUUAUUGAUCAAACGGAUUAAUAUAAUUGAACUAUAGCUUACCGAAAGAUAAUUAAAAUAUUCUAUUACAAAUUCCAAUUACCGUAGAAACUGAAUAUCUGUUUUCAUGUCAAAUUCGAGAUAGGAGAAUAUGGAACCUAACUAAAAAUCAAUGACAGCCUAAACCAAAUAUUUUUCAGAGUUAAAUAGACUAUUUACUCACAGUAAGAAUAGAUAACAAUUGCUCUAUUUGCACAGUAAGACCGCUAAAGAAAUAGGAAAUGGUCGACUAGCUCAUUAUAUUUCUUUUACUGAAUGGCUUGUGCUAAUAUAUUAUUUCCAUUCAUUUUCCCAACACCAAGAUGUGGAAGCUCUCACAAUACUUCUAGAUAGGAUAGGGGUCAAUUUUGUCGUUUGACAAAAUUUCUUUCCCAGAAUUAUCAGCUUGACCUGGACGUCAGUUAGUAUACAAUUUAAAUUCAUAUGUCAAUCCGAACAAAGCUAAAACAUCUCACCAAAAGGCAGUAAAUGCAUAAAAAUGGCCUUCACGUGUGGCACACUUGAGUGAACACUCUCUCGUAGAACUUGUACUUCUAAACUUGAUAAGUUGACCAGAAGGCACGAGCUUCAUUUGAGGAGAGCAGAGAAACAAAAGCAACGCAAUCUUUGAGUAUUUUAACCCUAAAUUGAAAAUUGCCCAAAAUUACUGUGAUAAUUUUGUACGUAUUCUAGAUACGACCUUAGCCAAACCCAAGGCACUGAUUUUUUUUUUGUGAUUACUACACACGUUGCAGCCACUUAGUUAUCAUCUAAGUUCACGAAUGAAAAUAAGUAAUCACGGAAUAACAUCGGAACCAAUCAAAAUCCAGUAAGUGCUCUUUCGGAACAAUUCGUAUGACCAACAUUUGACGAAUUUUUUGUUAUUUUUCUUAAAUUCUUUGAAGUACAUUCGACUUCCAGCACCAUACAAAACAAAAUGCCGACAAGAUAAACUCCCAGGUUUGGGUUCAUACACGAAGGACGGCUGCAUCUUUCAAUGCCUCGCAAAUUACACCCUGGCUCAAUGUGGAUGCCGCCGACUCGGAUUGAUAGGUUAGAUAUUAUAAUUAGAACUAUGACAAUAACUAAUUGAAUUAAAUCUUUACCUGCUAUUUUGGUAAUAACUGAAUACCAACAUUGGUUACAUGCCUUAAAAACUGCAUUUGUGCUAAAAUGAUAAAUCGAUCGAUAAAAUAAAACAAAAAGUUCAAACAGGCCUUUGGUUUACCUAUAAGAUUGACUGAGCUUAUUACAUCUAGAACAAUAUCUCAGCUGAGUGUGGACGAAUAUAUACUUCCUAUAACACAUACCCAAUUCACACCAACAAGACACAUUUGUUCAACUGGUUGUUACUGAAUGAAAACUGAAAAACUGAAUUUUCCAUAGGAUUCAGGUACUUGCUAACUUGUUUUUCCAAUGUGUUACAUUGUAAGUCAAAUAAUAUUAGGUUACACAGCUUCUAUGAAGAAAAAAAAUUUACACUGUGUCUAACAAAACAAGUUAAAACAUGUUUAAGCUUUAGUUUGAAUGAGGUAAUAGUAUUUUCCACAAAUAACAACAAUGGUUAUAACUGACAAGUUAGUAAUCAUAAGAGCAACUAAUCGAGCUACUUUAACUUGAAAUCCUUUUUUUUUUGGACUUAAAAGCUUGUAUCUAUAAAAUUUUUACGGUAAACGACUUCACAGAUUUUUAUCUUCUGUUAUAUGUCUCUGUUAGAACCAAAGACGACACCCCUGUGUUCCCUCCAGGAUGACCAAUGUCUUAAAAAAUCUAGAGGUAAGACAUAUGCGACGGCGGUAACUUAACGGUCCCUAAUUUAAUAUUCUUUCUACCUGAGCUUGAUCGAAUGUAAAGCUACUUCACGAUCAUUAAAUAAAACUGGAUUUUCCUCGCUGGAGAGACACCACAGAGAUAAGACCAAAGUCAAAAAGAACCACGAAAAGAUCAAAAACGACUAGAUUAACACGGAAUGUAUGUCAUGAACUUAUGAAAAUGUGUCUAGUUUUUUCUGGAUUGACAGACGAUUGUUCUAGGAUCCGAAUUUACUUAGAGCACGAUUAUAGCAAGUCAGUUAUCACAGUUCUCUAGGAAGUAGAAUAACCAUAGCUAUGUUCCUAUAAUAAUCCACAUACCCUGUCUUAUUGCAGCUCUAUUAGUCAAUGACAUAACAACAAAUUUUAUUUCAUUUUUAAGGGGAUUGGAGUAGGUCAGAAUGUCACUGCAGCAAUGCAUGCUCAGAGGUGGAAUACGUACCUUUUGUUUCUUACUCCAACUUUCCUGAUGUCUCAGCAAUUGCAGUUUUACAACAAUUCAAGGGAAAAUCAGAGACUUCUAGUUACAUGAGGUAUGCUCAUACUAAGGGGGGCGUUAUUAAGAUUUUUUAUUACUAUUUAUUUCAUUUUAUAAGAUUUAUUUUAAACCAGAAGAUUAUAGACAUCAAAACUUGUCGCUUAAGAAAACGAAACGUGCAUUAUUUGACGUUUUUGGACCUUUGUAACCUACAACAGUUGCUCGCCGAGAGGCCGGUCUCUCUCCUGCAGCUUACCACCGGCAUUUUGGCCUGUAAAUAGGUAAAUUCUAGGAGUGAUGUAAUUUAUCUUUUUUGUUUCUUUGAUUCCAUCUUUUUGUGUGCAGAGAAAACUAUGUCCUUCUCCAAAUCGGCUUCACGCGUUUAGCUUACGAGAGGCUUGAGGAUAUCUCUAGCUAUGGAACAGAAAGUCUGUUUGGUGAGAUGGCUUCAUAGCAAAAAUUUAAGAUUUAAGUUGUAACAUCCAACGCAUUGCCGCUAUCUUUUUUAGACCUACAACUAGUUGGGUGAUAGAUGCCUGAAAAUUCGCUAGAAACCAAUCACAUUCUCAGAUAGGGGAUGUUGGGUCUCCCACUCAGGGAGGAGAACGUUUCAAGUGAAACGCUAUUCGGUAUGAGGGCAUGAACCACUAUCUCGUAUUGAAGAUGUUUCCAAGAGUAGUUUAGAGAUGGAGAUAGUUUUUUUUAUUAAAAGUGGUCAUUGAAAAAUUUCAUUCAGGGUUCUUCAAUAACAUAUGCGUCUAAAAGCAAUUUCAACUAAUCUCUGAUUAGUAUAAGAACAAGAAGGUAAAUUGAAAGGUUGCACUAACCAUUGACUACUCAAAACAAAAACAUUGAACGGCCAUGAGGACGAAAACUGAUCAAUGUUUGAAAUAUGCGGUAUAAUGUAAGUGCAAGAAAGAUUUCAAUUUCAAAACCGUCUUUUUGUUUCAGGGGAGUUUGGAGGCAAUAUGGGCUUGUUCCUUGGUUGCAGCUUACUGACGUUGUGUGAGUUCCUGGACUUUUUUUGGGAAACAUUCAUGUUCCAGAUGAGAAAGCGUUCUCCUCAAAUAAAUGCGGACAUGAAAGACACAAGUGACCCUCAGUAA
This is a messenger RNA of Pocillopora meandrina, 33265 nucleotides long. Lineage: Eukaryota; Metazoa; Cnidaria; Anthozoa; Scleractinia; Pocilloporidae. The record is from the annotation of a GenBank genome assembly.